AUGUCGUCAACAACUAUCCACGAUCAGAUGAUUCGAAAUAGACGAGAGAACCUGUAUGGCAUCAACAGAAAGCUAGAACAAAAUGGUAUAAAAACAUUGCUACGAGAAGAUCAUGUCUUUCUACAGGGCGAAUAUUCUGGAGAUCAGCCUGAUAUAUUGUGGACUAGUGAGACAGCAAACGCCUAUUUUAAGCAAAGGGCCGUUGAAAAUACUACAAGCGAUGAAAGAAAAAGAAUAUCUAAAAAAUUAGUGGCUACAACCCAUUUUAAGCUUGGAUCAGAUUAUGAUGCUUAUAAGCAACAAUCCCUUAAUAAAGAUGAUUUCCAAGCUAAAGCAUAUUCUAAGCUACAACCACUACGACAGGAAAUGAGUAAAAGUCAUAUUAAUGAAUUAACUGGCCAAUAUGCAACAGAAAAAAACUUUGGUAAAUCGGUCUAUAGUGAGAAUUAUACUCAGGAUGAGGCAUGGCAAAAGUGGAAAAAUGAUUCUUCAAAUAUCAGUAAAGAUACGACUAAAGAAGAAACACGUGAACUUAUUAAGAACUUGAGAUCGACGCACUUUUCACUAGGCAGUGAUCCCUCAGUUAGAUUCGAAACUCAAAGUAAAAAUGAUUACGUUAAGCUCCCAUUUGUUGCCCAUCAAACUCCUGUUGGCUCUAAAACUCUACUUAAAAGCGGCCAAUCGCAUGUUUUUCGAGAUGGUGAUUACAAUCGCGAUCAUAAUCUGGCUACAAAACGAUCGACUAUGACCCGUGAUUUUCGUCAUAAUGAGAGUAAAUCGAGUAAUGCAACAGCAUCAGCUCUUUCUGGAAAGCUUGAUCCAAGAGAUUUUAGUUUCAAACAUCAACUUAAUUCUGCGGAUAUUUAUGGGAGUGGAUUUCUACCUAUAGCCACAUUAAAGGAAAUAUGCAAGAAAAUGAAUCUGCAAUUAAGUGAUAAUGAGUUUGCAAGCAUCAUCACGAUGUGUGAUGUAAACGGUGAUGGAAGCAUCGAUCAUCAGCAAUUCGCUAAUUAUGUCCGAAACGUCUUAAAUCGAAGAGAUGACGAAGUAUUGGUGAAAAAAAUAAAAAGUGGCUAUAUAGGCCAUCAAGAAGGUGACCGAUCGAAGAAUUUUCACGAAAUCCAUAAAAUGAAUAUAGCCCACAACAUUACAUUUGGUAGUACUGAUGCAGGCAUGGAUUCCACCUAUUUUAAAGAUUUCGCUGUUGAUCAUAAAAUUGCGCGAAAUAAAGCUUUUAAAGCUCCUACCGAUUCUCAAUUCAUGCAUAUCGAUGAGCAUGAGUAUUUAUCAUCGCAACAUCAAUUAGAAUUUGUUAAUCAUGCAAGCAAGAUUACGCCUGAAGCGAAAGCACAACAAGCGAAAGAAAUAGAGAAUGUCAGAAGUAAACAUGUGGCUCAAAAUAUUAAAUUAUCAUGUAAUGAUGACAUCGCUAAAGAGGAUAGAAUCCAAUCAGUAAGCCAAGCGACAUUCAAAGGAUAUGAUGGCACUCACAAGCGAAGUCCAGCUGAUCUUCUCUCCUCUAAAUACAAUACCUUCAAAGAAGAUGGUUUUGAUUACCUUCCACCUUCAGAAGCUCAGCAAGCCUAUGUACCACCUAUUGGUGACAUAAGUCAAAGAAUCGCUCUAUUAAAAGAGGAACGAGCUAACCAGAAAGUAAUGAAAGGGAAUGCAAUUGGAACACAUUUUAUUCUUGGAUCCGAUCCAAGUGGACGAAUAUCUGAACACGACGAAAAUUACAAUUAUACUUGGGAAGAUAUGAAAAAUGUUAAAGCUGCUGGCGUCAUUGAUAAAGCUGUUGCUCCGCCAUUUACCCAUCUAAAUUACAGUGAUAAUGUCGAGAUUCGAGAUGAAACUGAAUUGGACGAAGCAACACUGUUAAAAAAUCAAUUAGUUGACGAAGCGCGAGUAAAAUACCUAAAUCCAAGAGAUCCUUUAAAUAUGAACAUUAGAAGAGCAUUCCUUGAAUAUGAUGUUGAUGGAUCUGGCACAAUUGAUCGAUCAGAACUGCAACAAGUCUGUAAAAAACUAAACCUGGUUAUAAAUGAAGAAUUGCUAGAUAGGCUUAUGUCAGAGUACGACACAAACGGUGAUGGACAAAUUGACUAUAGUGAAUUUACAAGAUAUUUAAUCAAGGAAAAGGUUCCUUUAGGGAUUAAAAAAACAAUCCUAAAAUCCGUUCAACAAGAUGACUUCAAGCCAUUAGACCAGCGAAGUUGGACGGAAGCUCAAAUACGUAAUUUUGAAAGUAAGAAAAAAGAAGAACUUAUCCCCUUAAUGGAUAGCCAUUUCUAUGCUGGUAGUUAUGAAGAACCGGUAGAAUCAAUUACUAAAACGGACUUCGUCAGACCGGAAUACAUGCAAGAUAAAACUGUUUAUCGUUCGAACUAA
Messenger RNA from Trichoplax adhaerens, 2388 nucleotides. RefSeq lists its product as uncharacterized. Lineage: Eukaryota; Metazoa; Placozoa; Uniplacotomia; Trichoplacea; Trichoplacidae. The record is from RefSeq and is a predicted model, not a curated record. Gene Ontology annotation, molecular function: calcium ion binding. Bases 1 to 2388 code for a protein of 795 amino acids. The transcript has 21 exons.